AUGGGGGAUCCAAAGCAGAAAAAGGUGAGCGCACCGGAGUGGACGAGUACUGAGCAGGGGAUCGAAGCGGCGAAAGCUUAUCUUCGUCAGGGCGGCAUUGUCGAUUUCUAUGAAAUGAUCUCUCGCUGCAUUCUCCAAGACCAUCCCAGUGAUCCUGUGGAGUUCUGUUUGCGCAUAGUGAGGGACAUCAUGAACGGGACGGAGAUCUCUGCGGGUGCUGAUUACCAACCCAAGAAGGUCGAGGAUAAUAACUACAUGUGCGAGAAGAACGUGAGCGCAUUCUUAGAUGCAUGGAUUCUGGCGCUGCUUCACGAACGCCCCGGGACUGAGUUGGAACGGAUGCAGUUUCACAGGCAAUACCUGGAGGGGCUUCGGGGUGGUUUGGGCAAAGUGUAA
Leishmania braziliensis MHOM/BR/75/M2904 is the source of this 396-nucleotide messenger RNA. RefSeq lists its product as hypothetical. The record is from RefSeq and is a predicted model, not a curated record. NCBI's taxonomy places the organism in Eukaryota, Euglenozoa, Kinetoplastea, Trypanosomatida, Trypanosomatidae. The transcript has a single exon. Bases 1 to 396 code for a protein of 131 amino acids.